Messenger RNA from Nasonia vitripennis (jewel wasp), 3708 nucleotides. RefSeq names its product glycerol-3-phosphate dehydrogenase, mitochondrial (gene Gpo1). The transcript is spliced from 13 exons. The record is from RefSeq and is a predicted model, not a curated record. Gene Ontology annotation, biological process: glycerol-3-phosphate metabolic process. Gene Ontology annotation, molecular function: glycerol-3-phosphate dehydrogenase (quinone) activity; calcium ion binding. Gene Ontology annotation, cellular component: glycerol-3-phosphate dehydrogenase (FAD) complex; mitochondrion. The coding region runs from base 316 to 2574 and encodes 752 amino acids. Lineage: Eukaryota; Metazoa; Arthropoda; Insecta; Hymenoptera; Pteromalidae.
CAGUCGACACUGAAGCAGUGCGGGAAGCGAUCAGAUCAGAUCAGAGACUAUAUAUAUAGGUAUAGAGACCCAGCGAGUUGCUUGCAGCUAUAGAGUAGGGCAAAGUCCCCCACUACUUAUUGUUCGGGCGUUGCAGACGACGCGCGCGGCUCAGCUCCCGCAGGCUCGCUAGGUACUUAGCAUCGUCAUCCGCGAGUUUCAGUCUGCCGUCUCAGUCCCGAGUGUCGCGAGUGUGUCGUCCUCAGCCCGAGGCUGCCCUCGCCAAUGCGACCUGAAGGUUUUUAAUAUCCCGAAAACGACAGCGAACAGGAGACAAUGGCGACCCUAAAAUUGUUGGCGGCUGGCGCGAGCGCGAUCAGCGCCGGAGCCCUCACCUCGUACUACAUGCUCACGCCCGAACAACCGGUACACGCGGAAAAAGCUCGACCUAAGAGGAGGCAGCUGCCGACCCGAGAGGACCAGGUGAAGGCGCUGAAGAGCGGCGACACCUACGACGUCCUGAUCAUCGGAGGAGGCGCCACCGGCGCCGGUUGCGCGCUCGACGCGUGCACGCGAGGACUGAAGACGGCGUUGAUAGAGGGCGACGACUUCGCCUCGGGCACCUCCUCCAGGAGCACCAAGCUCAUCCACGGCGGUGUCAGGUACCUGCAGAAGGCCAUCAUGCAGCUGGACAUCGAGCAGUACAGGAUGGUCAAGGAGGCGCUUCACGAGCGGGCGGCCAUGAUCCACAACGCUCCCCACCUGGCGCAUCCUCUGCCCAUCAUGCUUCCAGUUUACACAUGGUGGCAGAUCCCGUACUACUGGUUCGGCAUCAAGAUGUACGACAUCGUGGCCGGCAGCAAAACCGUCAAGUCCUCGUACUACCUCAGCAGGCAGAACGCCCUCGAGCUGUUUCCCAUGUUGAAGGGCGACAAACUCACCGGAGCCAUCGUCUACUACGACGGACAACAAGACGACGCCAGAAUGAACUUGGCGGUGGCGCUGACCGCCUCGAGGCACGGAGCGACUGUCGUCAACCACGUCAGCGUACUGAAUCUCCUCAAAGGCUUGGACAGAGAUGGCAAGCGAGUGCUGACGGGAGCCCGCGUCAAAGACGAACUGACCGGCGAGCAGUGGGACGUGAAGGCGAGGGCGAUCAUCAACGCGACCGGUCCCUUCACCGACAGCAUUCGAAAAAUGGACGACCAGAGCGUCCCGGAGAUCUGCUGCCCGUCGUCCGGCGUCCACAUCGUCCUGCCCGGUUACUACAGCCCCGACCAGAUGGGACUGCUCGAUCCUUCGACGAGCGACGGCCGCGUCAUCUUCUUCCUGCCCUGGCAGAAGCACACGAUCGCCGGCACGACGGACCUGCCCUGCAACAUCACGCACAACCCCAAGCCCACCGAGGACGAGAUCAUGUUCAUCCUGCAGGAGGUGAAGAACUACCUGAACCCGGACGUUGAAGUGCGACGAGGCGACGUGCUCUCGGCCUGGAGCGGCAUCCGGCCCCUCGUCUCCGACCCCAACAAGCCCAACACCCAGUCUCUGGCGCGCAACCACAUCGUACACAUAAGCCCUUCGAAUCUCAUCACGAUAGCCGGCGGCAAGUGGACCACCUACAGGGCUAUGGCUCAGGAGACCAUCGACGCGGCCAUCAAGGCCUGCGAUCUGAAGCCCGAGCGAUCCUGCCAGACUGACGGUCUCCACCUCGAAGGAGCCCAGGGCUUCACCCCGACGAUGUACAUCCGACUGGUGCAGGACUUUGGUCUCGAGUGCGAGGUUGCCCAGCACCUGGCCAAGGCCUACGGUGACCGCGCCUUCGCCGUCGCGAAGAUGGCCGCGCUGACUGGCAAGCGGUGGCCCAUCAUCGGCAAGAAGCUGCACCCCGAGUUCCCCUACAUCGACGCUGAGAUCCGUUACGGUUGCCGAGAGUACGCGCGAACUGCGAUCGACAUGAUCGCGCGCAGGCUCAGACUGGCUUUCCUGAACGUCCAGGCGGCCCAGGAAGCUCUGCCCAUGAUCGUCGACAUCAUGGCCGAGGAGCUCAAGUGGAGCGAGGACGAGAAGAAGAAGCAGCUGAAGGCGGCCACCGAAUUCAUAGCCAACGAGAUGGGACAGGUGGUGAACAGGGCCUCUCGCGACAAGAUACCCAUCAAUCUCACCAAGGACGAGAUUCAGUUGUACAUCAAGCGGUUCCAGAUCAUCGACAAGGACCGCAAGGGAUACGUGUCAAUCAACGACAUCAGACGAGGACUUAAGAGUCUUGGCAUACACCUGCACGAGAAGGAGAUGCAUUUGUUACUCAAUGAAAUUGAUCUCAGCUACAACGGCCAGCUGGAACUACAAGACUAUCUCCAGCUGUUUGGUGACAAGGAUGUGCCGGGCGAAGAGCUUCACGAAAUCCUAAAAGAAAUCGACACUAACAUGAACGGUCAAGUCGAACUGGACGAAUACCUUCAGAUGAUGUCGGCGAUAAAGUCCGGGCACGUGGCCUACUCGCGUUUCGCGCGGAUGGCCGAAAUGGAGGAGGCGCAGCACGAGAAGGAAUCGCUCAAGAAGAAGAUUAGCGUCGAACGGUCUGGCGGUGGACUCUAAACUGAUUUUCGGCGCACCUGCAUCGACAUCUCCCCAUCAUAUUGCAUAAUAAUAUAUAGCCUGUGCUGUCACACAUUAUGUCUCCCUCCCGUCCGUCGUCGGUUAUCACUGCACCAUGAUUAUUUAUUGCGUAUAGGAGAAUCGACGAUUACUUAUAUUAUAGAUAUAUUAUUGUAUUGCGUGCUCGCUGGAUCUUUUGGCCGCGCGAUGAGCGACAGUAUUUAAAACAAAUUUUAAAACAACAACGCGUACAAUGUGUAAGUUACACACGAAUUCAGAGGCUUCGCUCCAAGGGAUUUCGGGAGGACGCGUUCACGUAUCAUAGCAGAGUUUUAUUAAAACCGCUCACCUGCUCUGUUGCAGCCGUCACUUCGAGAUCGUUGCGAUAACGCGAUUCUUUCAUAUAGAGGAGGGAAGAACAAGAAACUUUUUUCAAACUUGUAAUAUCGCGAGUCUGACGCGCUCGCGUGUAUCUCGUUACAUGAUGCGCAUAUAAUUCUAUAUUAUAUAAUAUUUUAUAUAUAUAUAAUAUUAUAUAUAUAUAUAUAUAUAUAUAUAUAUAUAUAUAUAUACCUAUGAUGACUCUGAUGAGACUUGAGAUUUGUAAUUAGAGUCGGAUUUGCCUUUUUCGAUAUUAACAUGUAACUCAGACCGACAGAAGGUAAUGGAUCAAACGCAAAGAUUAUUGUAAACGCGCGAGAAGAGCCACCGAGGAGAGGAUUAUGAUCAAACGAGAGCCGAACAACUUUUUUCGUGUACGGAUCAGGAUCAUGAACUUAUUUAUAGAUGAUAUUCUGCGUGUGUGUACAUAAAACUCAUCUAUAUAUACUCUGUAAGGUCGUGAGGCCUUCAAUUGUUAUUAUUAUAUUCUAUUUAAACAUUAGGAAAGUAUAAUUAUCGUACGUUAGCAAUAAAUUUCACACGCCAGCGCGACGCAAUUAUUUAUUUCAUCAGCAGCAAUUAUUGUUCUGUUGUAUUUCGUCUUAUGUUAUUGACAGGUGAAGGAAGAAAACAUGAUUAUCAAAAAGAAUGAAAACGAAUAAUAUGAGUAUGAUUGAUGAUUAUUCACUGACACGCUCGCUGGAACGAUUUGCAAAAAAGUAUGUGUCAAAUAUAACGGUGAAAUUCUCUUAA